AUGGCUGGAGGAAGCACUGGAGGAAGCACCGUCAAGGAGAUGACUACUAAUUUCGGAAAAUUGGACAAGUUUCAAGGACAAGACUUCAGGCGUUGGCAGAAGAAGAUGCAUUUCAUGUUGACAGCGUUGAAGGUGGUGUAUGUCCUGUCUACACCAAUUCCAGAACUUUUGGAGGAUGACACGGUUGAAAAUAUAAGGCGCAGAUCAAAGUGGGAGAACGACGACUACAUAUGCAGAGGGCACAUUCUUAACGGUAUGUCUGAUCCCUUAUUUGAUGUGUAUCAAAACGUGGAAUCUGGAAAGGAAUUGUGGGAUUGUCUCGAAUUCAAGUACAUGGAAGAGGACUCAUCUAGUAAAAAGUUUCUUGUAACCGAUUUCAACAGUUACAAGAUGGUUGAAUCAAGGUCUGUCAUGGAACAAUUCAAUGAACUCCUUCGAAUCCUUGGACAGUUCACACAACACGGAUUGAAGAUGGAUGAAACAAUAUCUGUCUCAAGUAUCAUAGACAAGUUGCCUCCUUCGUGGAAGGAUUUCAAACACAAUUUGAAGCAUGGAAAAGAUGACUUGUCUUUGAUUCAACUUGGAAGUCACUUGCGCAUAGAAGAAUAUCUAAGGGCGCAGGAGGGUGACAAGGGAAAAGGAAAAUAA
Lotus japonicus is the source of this 648-nucleotide messenger RNA. RefSeq lists its product as uncharacterized. The record is from RefSeq and is a predicted model, not a curated record. Lineage: Eukaryota; Viridiplantae; Streptophyta; Magnoliopsida; Fabales; Fabaceae. The transcript has a single exon. Bases 1 to 648 code for a protein of 215 amino acids.